CAUGGACUGAGUGUUGCACAGAGGCAAAAGGGAGGAGAAUAUUGUUGAAGGCGCGCAUGAGAGACAGGAACUGAUUGAUCUGGCUUUUGUGGGAUAUACCAGACACCAGUUAGAAGCUGAUACACCACUCACUUAACCUUUAUUUUUCACCAACUAUUGAAUUUAAUCCAUCUAACUUUUUGGUUUGUUUUGAGCACCUGCCCCGAGGGUACAUCCGUCUCCUCUUUGCCGGUUCGGGAGUGGGACUCCCCCAGCUGCGCAGGAGAGCUCCCCUGCGAAACGCGUCAUGGGCUACGGGAGAAUCACUGCCGCUUUUUGCAUGUACACCUGAGGGUUUUUGGGGAUUUACAACACGGGUUUUUUUAAUUUUAAAAAAGGACAUUUUGAUUGACUCGCUUUGAGAAGAAACUUUUGUAAUUCACUCGGAACUAUAAGCCUCUGCCGAGGACUCGUAUUAAUUUAUUACACACGGUUUGGAUUUCGGUGAAGAGUUGCAGGAUGGUCUCAUCCGACUGCUUCAGAUUGCUCCUCGUCAUCUUGUGUGGCUCAUCGCUCACAAAUGGACGUUUGGAGAUAGAGCAUGCGCUGAAGACUCAGCCUUCUGCCGAUCCCCUCAUUCUUUCUAAGGACCAGUUGUUAAACCUCAUAUGCAAAGGUCAUGGCCUGCUGCACUGGACACUUGCUGAUCCCAGUCGAUUGACCUCAUCAGAGGGGGUGAAGGUGGAGCAGUGUGAUUCCAAACAUCACUCACACUGCAGCAAAUUGACAAUCACGAACUUGAUUGCCAAUGACACAGGACGGUACAGCUGUAAAUACUCCAAAAACGGUUCAGAUCACAUCAUCUCUACCUACGUGUAUGUUAAAGAUCCCAAGCAACCAUUUGUGGUGCCCCAUUAUCAGUCACCUGAAAUCUUGUUCAUCUACAGCCAUGAGACCAGACUUGUGGUCCCCUGCCGGACUUCCUCUCCAGAUGCUGUUGUAAAACUCACAGGGCUCCGACCAUUACCAGGGAAGGUUAAAAAGGAAAUGGUAUGGGAUCCAAUGGUCGGAUUCAAGAUUCCCUAUGAUCCCGCCACUGAGUUCACUAUGCUCACCUGUACCACCAAGGUCAACGGUCGUGAGUUCCACUCAACAUACAUCCCUAGAAGACUGACUAUUGUUCUUAAUAAUGUGAAGAUCACCCCAGAUCGUGUCAAAGUGUUGGUUGGAGACACCUUAAUGCUCAACUGCACUGGUGAGACUACCUAUAAUGGAAGAAUCAACUUCACAUGGGAUAUUCCAAAAAAGAGAGAAAAUAAUCUUUAUACGAACAAGACAGAAGUCCGCCCUGCUAAGGUUUUUGUGAUGAGCAAAGCUUUAAUCUUGCCAAACAUUACCAUGGAGGAUAAGGGAGUUUACCGCUGCAAAGCUGAGCUUGAACCCACGAUAUACAAGAAUGUCUCAGCAAAAGUCCUUGUCUAUGAGCAUCCGUUCCUCAAUGUCUCUUAUAAGCAUGAGCGACCUAGUACGGUGACUGCCAAAGAAGGUAGAAAAAAGCUUGUAUUUGAGCCCAAGGUAAAUGCUCUGCCACCACCAGACAUGAUAGUAUGGUACAAGGAUGGGGUCCCUAUCAUCAAGAAUUCCACCUGUUACAAGAUGUCUGGUUUUAACUUGAUCAUCACUGACUUGCAGCAGAAGCAUGCUGGGGUCUUCACCAUAAGCCUGGGCAACCAAGUGAAGGGCUUGUCGAGGAAUCUGAGCUACACGCUGGUAGUCGAUGUAAAGCCAACCAUUUCAGAGGCAGAGCUUGCCUCUGUGGACGUGCAGCCCUACAUGUUUGGCAAACAGCACCAGCUAACCUGCACUGCUUACGGGGUGCCCUUGCCAAACAUCACUUGGCUCUGGCAACCAUGUCACUCAGACCCUGCGCUUAUUGAUUGCAUUGCAAAUACUGAGCCAAUACCGGUCAACAUUGAUGACAGGAGAAACUACUCUCACAACUGGAUUAAGAGCAUAAGUGUCAAACCUGAACUGGUUAAAGGAAAAAACAAGACUGUGAGCACCCUGGUGAUAGGAGAAGCUAGCGUGUCAGGAAUGUACUCCUGUGUGGCCCAGAAUGAGGAUGGCACCAGCAAGAUGACAAUCCCUUUUUACGUUGGUGAUCACCCUGAAGAAAUCACCACCAAGCCUCGGACAGCCAUUGAGGGGGAUGACGUCAUUCUCACCUGUCGAGCAACUCGCUACCUAUACACAUAUCUACAGUGGUUGGAUUCCAGAAAUCAAACGAUCACUUCCAAUGUUUCCAGUCUGCAGCUUAGCCGCAACUCCAUUUCCAUUUCUCUCCAUCUGCAUAAUGUGUCCCAAAACAGCAAUAAAGGUUACAAGUGCCAAGCAUACAAGCUCUACAAGAGGGUUGAACUCAAGACAGCUGAACUUAUUGUGGAUGUGAGAAAACGCCCCUGGCUGAGUCAAAAUCUGACUAAUCAAGAUGUGAACAGUAGCAGCACCCUGAUGCUGGCUUGUUUAGCUCUGGGAGUUCCUCGUCCAUACAUCAUGUGGAACAAAAAUGACGUUCCGGUGGAAGAAGGCCCAGGUAUCACUGUGGGAAAGGAUGGGGUUCUGACCAUCGAGAGGGUGAAGAAAGAUGAUGAAGGUCUCUAUGAGUGUGUAGCCGUCAAUGUUGAGGGAAUCGCAAAAACAAGUGCUGUUGUUACUGUGCUCGGGGAUGAAGGGAAGCCAAACGUUGAGGUAAUCAUUUUGGUUUGUACAGGAGCUGCAGCCACAUUCCUCUGGCUCAUGCUUAUCCUCUUCAUCCGCAAGCUAAGGAAGCAACCGCCACAGUAUAAGAUGGGUCCGUCUAUCAUCAUUGACCCCGACGAGUGUCCCCUCGAGGAGCAGAAUGAUCUUCUUCAGUAUGACAGCAGCAAAUGGGAGUUCCCCCGAGACCGCCUGCGACUAGGCAAAACUCUUGGCCACGGAGCGUUUGGAAAAGUGGUUGAGGCUUCUGCCUUUGGGAUUGACAAGCUCUCAACCUGCAAAACUGUUGCUGUCAAAAUGUUGAAAGGAGGCGCUACAUCAAAUGAGCGGAAAGCUCUUAUGUCAGAGUUAAAGAUCCUGAUCCACAUUGGCCAUCACCUGAAUGUGGUCAACCUGCUGGGAGCCUGCACGAAGCCUGGAGGCCCAUUGAUGAUGAUAGUGGAGUUCUGCAAAUAUGGGAACUUGUCCAACUACCUGAGAGGAAAGAGAGACGACUUUCGCGUCUACAAGAGCCAGGACGGUAAGGUUGUGUCGUCAGAAUCAGGCUGCGAGCUGAGCGAGCUGAUGAAGCGCCGCCUGGAGAGUGUGGCCAGCACCGGAAGCUCGGCUAGCUCUGGCUUCAUCGAAGAUAAGAGCUACUGCGACUCAGAGGAAGAGGAAGAAGAAGCUGAGGAUUUAUAUAAGAGAGUCCUGACGUUGGAAGAUUUAAUAUGCUACAGUUUCCAAGUUGCAAAAGGCAUGGAGUUCUUGGCUUCACGCAAGUGCAUACAUCGUGAUUUGGCUGCACGAAAUAUCCUGCUUUCUGAGAAUAAUGUUGUGAAGAUUUGUGAUUUUGGACUUGCCAGAGACAUCUACAAAGACCCUGAUUAUGUGCGCAAAGGAGAUGCCAGACUGCCGCUGAAGUGGAUGGCACCUGAGGCCAUCUUUGACAAGAUCUACACGACUCAGAGUGACGUUUGGUCCUUUGGUGUUCUUAUGUGGGAGAUCUUCUCUCUGGGUGCCUCCCCAUACCCUGGAGUCCAAAUUGAUGAAGAAUUUUGCUGCAGACUGAAAGAGGGGACCAGGAUGAGAGCGCCAGAAUACUCUUCCUCUGAAAUAUAUCAGACCAUGUUGGACUGCUGGCAGGGGGAGCCACAGGAGCGACCAACCUUCACUGAGCUGGUGGAACAGCUUGGAGAUCUACUUCAGGCCAGCGUGCAACAGGAGGGAAAGCACUACAUACCAAUCAACACAGCGCUGCUGGCAAAGGUGGGAGACCCGUCAGCCACAGUGCCGUCAGAGGAGAUGCCCACACGACCUAUCUCCCACCGCGACUCAGGGAGCACCUGGAACAUCAAGAUCCGUCCUGCUAGUGUGAAAACCUUUGACGAGGUUACCAUGGGGGACGGGACUAAUAAGACCCACGAGGGCGGUCAGUCAGACAGCGGGAUGGGCCUGUCUUCUGACAACAUGGAGACUCUGAAGCGCCUAGAAUCAUUGGCAAGCCGACCCCUGAGCAUCAUGGCCCUGGCGAUGAAGGCAGUCAGUAAGAGCAAAGAGUCUGUGCUGAGUGACACAGAGAAGGAGAAGUACCCACCCACAGUCCCCUCUCUGGACUUCAGUCUUGAUGACUCGGCCCUGGAUGCAGAUUUGGAGUGUCACAGCCCACCGCCUGACUACAACUAUGUGGUGCGCUACUCCACCCCGCCUGUGUAACCUCCUGCUCCAGCCCUGGGGAGAAUCUGAGUGACAGCCUUAAGGCCAUUGCUUUGUUCUCCUCUGUUUUGACUCUUAUCUCUGGACCGUAGUAAAGUUUGAGUGAAAAACACAUGAGAUUCCCUCUUAAAGUGUUUAGAAAUGAAUCAAGAAUUUACUUUACUGUAACCUUCAACUUUCAGGGCAUCUGCUGAGCAACAAAAGGGAACCUGUAGACUCUUGAUUCCUUUCCAGUUUUCAGACGCAGGCUGAAAUGUUAAUGCUGCUGGUCCGUUCCACAUUCACUGUGAUAUGUCAAACAGCUUGAAACAGCCUCAGGUAUUUCUUUCAUCUACUGUGAAAACGAACCACAAUCAUUCCCACUUUACCACAGAGCUGAUUGAACUACAACCUUUGAUGAUGAAGAAUAACCUCCAGAGAAAAAAAAGAGAGGAAAGCUGAGAAUUUUCACAUUGAUAUUGAUUUACUUUUUAUUAUCUGUUUUCAUUUUAUUAAAAAAGUGAAAACUGGAUUUGUAGUUUAAUAAAACAAUAAAGAAAAUAUGUUUUUGUAAUGUGGCUACAUCUGCUCACAUGAAGCUUGGCUGAAGUUCUGAUUUGUUCAGAGCAAAAAGCCAAUGAAAAGAACUGAACAACAUUGAUUGUACGUAUACUUAUUUGUGUCACUGCUCCUUAAAUUCCAUAAAAAUAACCUGAUCUAACUCAGGUUGACCCAGAGUUACUGUCGUGUUGUGCUGGAUGUGUUUUAAGCUCUCUCGGUUUACUGAAAUUCACAGGCUAAUGAGGAAACAGGGUAGAGCCUUGAGUGAGACCAGGUGGCUUUGGAUUUAACAUCACAGCUCGACCAUUGAAGCAUUUAAAUGAAGAGUUACUGCAGAUCUUCUUUUCCUAAUCUGGUGUUAAGGAACUCAAACAGUGUUGUUGGUUUUUGUCAAACUAAAAAGAAAAUGAGAAGAAAAUCUGUUUCAUGUGUACAAUAAUGAGAUUAGACUUUAUAGGAACAGUUAAUUCAAAAAGCACUAAUAAAAUGUAUUUAUUUAGAUUGUGAAUACUGUCACUUAGUAAUGUUUUAGAAUUAUAAUUCAAAGUUAACCAAAGGAUUCCUACCAGCACGUAAUAUCCCAAAACUUCACUCUAGAUGUACAGUAUAUACUGUUUGUGCUGCUGUAUUCACUUAUAGUAAAGCUAAAGGAAACAUGUAUGUGGAUUUAUUAUGUCCUUCGUCUUGUGCUACGUAUUAGUAAAGCUUGCAGGGCAGGCUACAAAAACACUACAUGUGUGAGCACCAGUCUGCUCUGGAUCAUGUUGUAUUUUUUUUUAAUCAUGUAAGAUUUGUUUGUAAUACCAUAUGUAUUGAAAGUAUUGUGGACCAAACGUACAUAGCAUACCAACACCCUGUAUAAAUGUGGCUAACUUGUCCCUGUUGACCAGUAAAGAACACAGUAUUUCUCAGUGAUUCAGCUGGAGUAAAAAGGAUAUUUUCAGCCCCUGUGUAUUUCCAAAUGACGUUUUUUGUUUGUGACCAAUUUGUUUUGUUUAUGUGGAGAGGACGUGAUUAUGCACUGAUACUUUAUAUCAAGUACAAUUUCAGUAUUGGAAAAAUAUAUUAUUAUGAAACAGUGUUGAGGGUCAAAGAUGUCUGAUUUAUUUUGCAUUUUUAUUUAACUAUUCAUAGUAGGAAAUUAACAUUUGUAGUAUUUGUAAUAGUAUUUCUUUCCAGUCUAACAUCAUCCUUUUUCAUGUAAGUAUUUUCACUUAUACUUCUGUCUUCAGUUUCAUUUUAGUUACUGCUAUCACAAUAACAUUGAAUAGAUUUUAUUGCAUUUCUUUAAACAUAACCAUGAGUAAUAGACCUAUCUUCUUUUUUGUUUUUGUUCAUGUAGUGCAACCAGUUAGUUUUGAUGAAAGUUAUGUUCCACACACUGUUAACUGAGUAUAUGAAGUAAAUAAAUGAAUAAAGAUCUAUAUAUUUAUACAUUA
Molecule: messenger RNA, 6410 nt
Organism: Etheostoma cragini (Arkansas darter)
Lineage: Eukaryota; Metazoa; Chordata; Actinopteri; Perciformes; Percidae
Gene: kdrl
Product: kinase insert domain receptor like
Exons: 30
Coding region: 499-4431 (1310 amino acids)
Biological process (GO): protein phosphorylation; positive regulation of kinase activity; multicellular organism development
Cellular component (GO): signaling receptor complex
Molecular function (GO): transmembrane receptor protein tyrosine kinase activity; ATP binding
Source: RefSeq, a predicted model, not a curated record